Sphenostylis stenocarpa is the source of this 1479-nucleotide messenger RNA. Lineage: Eukaryota; Viridiplantae; Streptophyta; Magnoliopsida; Fabales; Fabaceae. The record is from the annotation of a GenBank genome assembly.
AUGGCCACGCCGGACGCCGUCGCGGCCUUCAGGCGCAUCACCGGAGCACCGGAGUUCGUCGCCGUCCAGAAAUUAGAGGAAUAUGGGGGGAAUCUAAAUGAAGCUAUUAAUUCCCAUUUUCUUGAAGGCGAUAGGCACAUAUUAUCAGGUCAAGGGGUAAAUAUUGCUGCUGCCCCACAAUAUAAUAGCAUUAAUCAACACCGUGGCGGUGGAUCAAAUGGAAUUAUGUCUUUUCUCAGUGCUGCUAGAAGAUUUCGACCUUCACUUUUAGUUGACUCAAAUUAUAGGAGAGAACUUAGUGAUCUAUAUCAGGGGAUUGGUGGUGCUAUUGAAUAUACGAAUCGCCCUCCACCUCUUACUUCCCAUCCCGGAGAGGUGAGGGAAGUUCCUGCAUGGAUCAAUAGUGUAUUUGAGCCGCAUUAUCAAUCAGGAUUGAGCACUACAGGUGAAGAUUUAUCGUCUCAUGGUUUAGGAAUUCGUGGAGCAGAUGGUUAUCAGAACCAAUACCCUUUAGCUCAGUCAAACGCCUCCCACGUUCCUAAUACUGAAAUAGAGGAAGCAAUGCUUCAGGCAGCUAUAGAGGCCUCGAAAAUAGAGAGCAGAGGAGGUUCUUCACGGGAGCGAAUUGAUGUUCUCAAUCAUUCAUCUGAUGGUGGGCUUCCUCAAUCUCUUGUUCAACAAGAAGAUGAUGAUUUGGCCCGUGCAAUUGCGUCAUCCUUAGAGACAGCAGAGCAUGAGAACGCCACACGUGAGCUUCUAGUAGAAGAGGAAACGGAAGGGCGGCUUGGAGUUCAUGAUUUAUUAGACGAGGGAAAGAAAACCGACAGUUGCGGAAACAAAUUAGAGUGGGGUGGUAUUUCUUCAGAAGAGAUUAAUGAAGCAUUGGUAGUUGAAACUGCACUUUUUGGUGAAAUUUCCAAUCACAGAUCUCAAAAUUUUUCGUCUUUGCCUAAUCUGCAACAUCAUCCAAAACAAAAUAUGGAUCCCAAGACGCAGUGCAUAUCCACUUCUAUGUCACAAUCAUUAAUUGACUCUCGGUUGCUAAAACAACAACAGGAUGCUGACUAUCUAGCAUCACUACGAGCUGAUAAACUAAAGGAAUUGGAUUCUCUCAAUAAAACUGAAAGCCAUUCCAAACAAGAAGAGCCAAGCAAAAAGAUGAUUGAAAAAAAGGAAUUGGUGGAAACACUUGACAAGAAAGAACUUAAGCUUUCUAAGGAACCAGAAUUGUCUGAUGAAGUAAUUACUAUUGUUGUUCGAAUGCCAGAUGGGGGUCGCCAUGAACGCCGCUUUCUCAAAACUGACAAACUAGAGCUUCUUUUUUAUUUCAUAGACAUAUGUGGAUCACAGAAGCCUGGAACCUAUAGAUUUGUGAAGUCAUACCCGCGUCGUGCUUACAGUAUUAACGAUAGCUCGUCAACCUUCAAUGAAGUGGGCCUAGGCAAAAAUAAUGAAGCUUUGUUUCUGGAGUUGAUUUAG